AUGCUGGUCGGCCUGAUAGAAGGGACAAAGGUUAACUGGGCAAAAGCAGUGUUCAACAAUCUGAAGGACACGGUCAAACCGGAUUCCAACCAGUCAUGGGGAUACGCCGUUCCUCUCGGUGGCCGAAAGAAGGCAACCGGCAAGAAAGCGGCCCCAACUAAAGAAAAGGCCAAGAGCAAAGGGAAAGAGAAAAUAGUCUUCUCGGAACCGCCACCGCCAACGGAAGAGGAAGAGUCGGCUUCCACUUCUGAAAGAUCCGAAUCAGAAAAGACCGAUGACGAAAGAUCGGGCAAUGAAGAAGAGCAUUUGGGCCAAAGUCCCGAUAAUGCCGGUCCUGGCACAAAUCCUGAGACCACCGAGGGUGGUGAAGAGGAUGGUGAAGAAGGUGGUGAAGAAGGCGGUAAUGAAAGCGGUAACGAUGAUGAUGAGGAGGACGAAGAGGCAGAGGCCGAUAAGGUAGCUCUGAAACUCCUAAAGGCACUAAAAAGCGAGCCGAGAUGA
Impatiens glandulifera is the source of this 501-nucleotide messenger RNA. Its product is annotated as 30 kDa salivary gland allergen Aed a 3-like. The transcript is spliced from 2 exons. The coding region runs from base 1 to 501 and encodes 166 amino acids. The record is from RefSeq and is a predicted model, not a curated record. Lineage: Eukaryota; Viridiplantae; Streptophyta; Magnoliopsida; Ericales; Balsaminaceae.